Molecule: messenger RNA, 1986 nt
Organism: Hypomesus transpacificus
Lineage: Eukaryota; Metazoa; Chordata; Actinopteri; Osmeriformes; Osmeridae
Product: F-box/LRR-repeat protein 7-like
Exons: 4
Coding region: 389-1858 (489 amino acids)
Biological process (GO): SCF-dependent proteasomal ubiquitin-dependent protein catabolic process
Cellular component (GO): SCF ubiquitin ligase complex
Molecular function (GO): protein binding
Source: RefSeq, a predicted model, not a curated record
UCGUGGCGGCCUCAAGGACUGCACGCAACCUGAUCAACAGCUGCUUGCCAUUUAGAGCUUUUGAGAAUGCUUUUUGAUUCCUCUCGAUAGCAGAGUUUGUAAAAACAAUGCAGUCCCGAAAAGACUCGAAAUUUGACAACGCUUGGACCUAAAACGUAUUGUCUCCUCUUGAAGAUGAAGUAAUCCGGUUAGGUUUGCGUAAUGUUGAAACGUUCUUACUCCCCGUUACUCCGUCAACAUCUGGAUUAACCAUUUGAAGUCAACGGUCCAGAAAUAAUUCAUUUUGAAUCUAUUAUCUUGUUCGUUGGCUCUCACGAGUGUCCUGGACUGUAAUUUUUUGGGAUGACUUUUCGGAUGAGUUUUGCACAUAGAUUAUGCAGUCUUUAGGAUGGGUGCGAACAAUGGGAAACAGUACGGGAGCGAAGGCAAAGGGAGCUCCAGCAUCUCUUCUGACAUUAGUUCAAGUACGGAUCACACACCGACUAAAGCUCCAAAGAAUGUAGCUACCACCGAAGGCUCCGACCCGAGCGUGCGGACCCUAAGCACCCCCAGCCCUGGCCUCAUCCUGCCCCCCUCCCACUCCCCCCUAGCCCUCCCCAGCAACGGCCAUGAGUCCACCUCCUCCUCCUCCUCCGCCCCAGCAGAAACAGUUGCCAUGGUGCAUUCCCAACCGGGCCAACACACACGCACCCGCCAAUCAAAAGGCCACCACCACGCCGCCAUCGACCUCCUCCCCGACCACAUCCUCCUGCAGAUCUUCAGCCACCUGCCCACCAAUCAGCUGUGCCGCUGCGCGCGGGCGUGCCGCCGCUGGUACAACCUGGCGUGGGACCCUCGCCUGUGGGCCACGGUCCGCUUGACCGGGGAGCUGCUCCACGCCGACCGCGCCCUCCGGGUGCUGACUCACCGGCUGUGCCAGGACACCCCCAACGUGUGUCUGACCCUGGAGACGGUGGUGGUGUCUGGCUGCAGGAGGCUCACCGACCGGGGCCUGCACAUGGUGGCCCAGUGCUGCCCGGAGCUGCGGCGCCUGGAGGUGGCCGGCUGCUACAACAUCUCCAACGAGGCCGUCUUCGAGGUGGUGUCCCGCUGCCCCAACCUGGAGCACCUCAACCUCUCAGGCUGCUCCAAGGUGACCUGCAUCAGCCUCACCCAGGAGGCCUCAGUCCAGUUGCCCCCCCUGCACGGCCAGCAGAUCUCCAUCCACUUCCUGGACAUGACCGACUGCUUCUCCCUGGAGGACGAGGGCCUGCGCACCAUCGCCUCCCACUGCCCGCGGCUCACCCACCUCUACCUGCGGCGCUGCACGCGGCUGACGGACGACGCGCUACGCCACCUGGCCCUCCACUGCCCCUCGGUGCGCGAGCUCAGCCUCAGCGACUGUCGCCUGGUGGGGGACUUUGGGCUGCGCGAGGUGGCCCGUCUGGAGGGCUGCCUGCGCUACCUGAGCGUGGCGCACUGCGGGCGCAUCACCGACGUGGGGGUGCGUUACGUGGCGCGCUACUGCCCGCGGCUCCGCUACCUGAACGCGCGGGGCUGCGAGGGGCUCACGGACCACGGGCUGGGGCACCUGGCGAGGAGCUGCCCCAAGCUGCGCUCCCUGGACGUGGGCAAGUGCCCGCUGGUGUCGGACAGCGGGCUGGAGCAGCUGGCGAUGUACUGCCAGGGCCUGAGGAGGCUGAGUCUGAGAGCGUGUGAGAGCGUGACGGGACGGGGGCUGCGCGCGCUGGCUGCCAACUGCUGCGAGCUGCAGCUGCUCAACGUGCAGGACUGUGAGGUGUCGCCGGACGCGCUGCGAUUCGUCAGACGACACUGCAGACGUUGUGUCAUCGAGCACACAAACCCUGGCUUUUUCUGAAAGAGGUGGAAAGACGGGGGGGACGGUGUUUGAUUCGGGCUCUGACAAGUGGAUGUUGCAACAUUCCUGCUCUGGGGUUUCACGCAUGAGAGGAGCAAAGUUGUGGAAGCUGGUGUGCAAUAUUUGCC